AUUCACAUAUACAUUCAACAACAUAAUGUUUUCAACAUUAUAAAUACAACAUGAACUAUAGUACAUAUUAUAGAUUAUUUAGCUUAUUAUACAGGCAAACUGUGCUGUGAUCCUUGGUCACACCCAUCAGUUAGUAGCCUUAUGUAUGCAACUUUUCUCCUACUAGCUCACGUUGAAGAAGUGCACCAAGUGCCCUUUACCCUCCACCUGCUGCUAUAAAGUGUGAGAGAGAGCACCAUUCAGUUCACAUGGCUUUUAUACACAUAGCCCACAACAUGGCUAACAAACAGACAUUCAUUUGGAUUGGAUUAUUGUUAUUUACUUUGGUGGAGUGGGGGACGUGUUAUUCUGAGGAGGAACUUCAGGCCAGCUACUGGAACAACAAGGCUAGACAGGCGCUUCACACAGCCCUCAAUGUCCAGCCCAAUCUGCAGAAGGCCAAAAACGUCAUCCUCUUCUUGGGAGAUGGAAUGGGUGUACCCACAGUGACCGCAGCUAGGAUCCUCAAAGGGCAGCUGGCAGGGCACACAGGUGAAGAAACCAGUUUAGUCAUGGAUACCUUUCCUCACGUUGCCCUGUCUAAGACAUACAAUGUAGACCAGCAGAUGCCAGACAGCGCUGGCACAGCCACAGCAUACUUGUGUGGAGUAAAGGCCAACUAUGGGACUCUGGGUGUCACUGCAGCAGUCCAGUUGUCCAACUGUAGUACUUCCUCUGGAAAUGAAGUUACCUCCAUCCUACAUCGCUCCAAGAAAUUAGGGAAAUCAGUGGGAAUAGUUACCACCACUCGAAUCCAGCAUGCGUCUCCUGGAGCUGCUUACGCUCACACACCCGACCGAGACUGGUACUCAGACUCUGACCUGACCCCUGAGGCUAUAGAAAAUGGCUGCCGGGAUAUGGCCUACCAGCUGGUGCACAACACAGAGAUCGAUGUAAUCCUCGGUGGAGGACGUCAAUACAUGCUUCCCAAAGAUACACAAGACCCAGAGUAUCCAAAGUCAAAGGGCGAUAGAUUAGAUGGACAGAAUCUCAUUGUGGAGUGGCUUAAGAAUAAACAGAAAGCUAAAUAUGUCUGGAACAAAAAAGACUUUGAUAAGGUGGAUCCUAAAAAUACUGACUUCCUUCUGGGGUUGUUUGAGCCAAAAGACUGUCGUUAUGAGUUGGAUCGUGAUCCGAGCAUGGACCCUUCUCUAACUGAGAUGAUGGUGAAAGCUAUCCAGAUUCUAUCCAAGAACCCCAAGGGAUUUUUCCUUUUUGUGGAAGAUAAGGGUAGAAUAGAUCAUGCCCACCACGCAGGAAAUGCACAACGAUCCCUUCAUGAAGCAGUUGAGUUUGACAAUGCUAUUGGCCGAGCAGCUGAACUCACCAAUGAGUUUGACACCCUGACUGUAGUCACCGCUGACCACUCCCAUGUCUUUGCCUUUGGGGGACAUUCUGCCAGAGGGAAUUCAGUUUUUGGAGUGUCUCGCAAAAUAGCUGAGGACAAUAAGCGUUUCACUAUGGCUGUGUAUGGAAAUGGUCCAGGAUACCAAAUUGGUGCAAAUGGAACCCGCCCAGAUGUAAAUGAAACUCUUACACGUGACAAGGAAUACUUGCAGCAAGCCCCUGUCCCGCUGAACUCAGAAACCCACGGCAUUGAUGAUGUGGCCAUCUAUGCCAAAGGCCCCAUGUCCCAUCUUUUUCAUGGAGUCCAAGAGCAGAAUUACAUUGCACAUGUCAUGGCCUAUGCCUCCUGUGUAGAGCCCUAUGAAGAGUGCAGACUCCCUGAACCCAACCAUGCUGCACCAGUUCACUCCAGUCUGCUACUGGUUGUUAUGGGUGCUUUGAUUUAUUUCAGCACUUUUUAA
Boleophthalmus pectinirostris (great blue-spotted mudskipper) is the source of this 1847-nucleotide messenger RNA. Its product is annotated as alkaline phosphatase-like. Gene Ontology annotation, biological process: dephosphorylation. Gene Ontology annotation, cellular component: plasma membrane. Bases 249 to 1847 code for a protein of 532 amino acids. NCBI's taxonomy places the organism in Eukaryota, Metazoa, Chordata, Actinopteri, Gobiiformes, Gobiidae. The transcript has 11 exons. The record is from RefSeq and is a predicted model, not a curated record. Gene Ontology annotation, molecular function: alkaline phosphatase activity.